GGCAUACGAACGCGUAUAAUGCUGUAGCCAUUCGGCAACAAACCACGAACGUCACAAAUGAGGGGAUCGGUAGAGUUCUGCUUGGAAUAACACUGACUCCAGUGUCAACCAGACUUACGUGUGUGUGGUUGAGUCCAUUUCUCUGCGAAGAUGGAUUUCCAGCAUCGAGCUGGCGGAAAGACAGGGAGCGGUGGGGUUGCUUCUGCCUCUGAGAGUAACCGUGACAGACGAGAGCGGUUACGUCAGUUGGCCCUGGAGACCAUCGAUAUCAACAAAGACCCCUAUUUCAUGAAGAACCAUUUAGGCUCAUAUGAGUGCAAACUUUGUCUGACACUCCACAACAAUGAGGGCAGCUAUCUAGCUCACACACAGGGAAAGAAACAUCAGACCAAUUUAGCUAGAAGAGCUGCCAAAGAGGCCAAAGAAGCUCCUGCUCAGCCAGCUCCAGAGAAAGUCAAGGUUGAAGUCAAGAAGUUUGUGAAGAUUGGUCGACCAGGAUACAAAGUAACCAAACAGAGGGACCCAGAAAGUGGGCAACAGUCUCUACUUUUCCAGAUUGACUACCCAGAGAUAGCUGAAGGAAUCGGACCUAGACAUCGCUUCAUGUCUGCUUAUGAACAGCGCAUCGAACCACCUGAUCGUCGUUGGCAGUACCUGCUUUUGGCUGCAGAACCCUAUGAGACCAUUGCCUUCAAGGUUCCCAGUAGAGAAAUUGAUAAAGCAGAGAACCGCUUCUGGACACACUGGAACAGAGAAACUAAACAGUUCUUCCUGCAGUUCCACUUCAAAAUGGAAAAAACUGUUCCCCAGUCCAGUGGAUCUACAGCUCCACCAGGAGUGAAGCGACCCCCUCCUCUAAUGACUGGUCUUGGUCCUCGUCCCCCAAAUGAUACUAUGCCCCCUCCCCCACCAGGAGGGAUGCCUAUUGUCCCCCUCCCUCCUGGUGCCCCAGGCGGUCCUCCAAUCCCUCCUCAGAUGCCCCCACAGAUGUCCAUGCCCCCAAUGCCAAUGAGGCCACCACCUCCAGAGGGUCUUGCGAUAUCAAGUAACUAAUCCAAUGUUAGUGUAUUCUAUUAGUCUCCAUUGUUUGCUAUCACAUUGCCUAUCUAAUUUUUGACAGUACAGUUUCCAUCUUAUUUUAGAUAUUUGGAAGCAUUCAUGGCUUUUAUUCAACAGAUUUAUACAGAAAGUCCAUAUUCACUGGAUUUACUUUUUUACGGAAGUGCUGCUUUGUUGCAGUCUUUGUGAUAGCAUGAAAUAAAAUAUGGCCACAUUGUUUUGUAUAAAUGCUUUUGCCUCUGGUUAUAGAGUUUCACUUGACAAAUAAGAUUUCAUCUCAAAAAUCUCUUUGUAAUUAAAUACUAC
Lampris incognitus (smalleye Pacific opah) is the source of this 1365-nucleotide messenger RNA. RefSeq names its product splicing factor 3a, subunit 2 (gene sf3a2). Gene Ontology annotation, molecular function: zinc ion binding; nucleic acid binding. Gene Ontology annotation, cellular component: U2-type prespliceosome; nucleus; catalytic step 2 spliceosome. The coding region runs from base 151 to 1053 and encodes 300 amino acids. Lineage: Eukaryota; Metazoa; Chordata; Actinopteri; Lampriformes; Lampridae. The transcript is spliced from 8 exons. Gene Ontology annotation, biological process: spliceosomal complex assembly. The record is from RefSeq and is a predicted model, not a curated record.